AUGGCAGAGGCGUCGCCCCCCGCCCCGCUCUCGCCCCUGGACGUGGAGCUGGACCCCGAGUUCGAGCCGCAGAGCCGCCCCCGCUCCUGCACCUGGCCCCUGCAGAGGCCCGAGCUGCAGGCCAGCCCAGCCAAGCCCGCCGGCGACUCGACCGCCGACGCCGCCUCCAUGAUCCCCGAGGAGGAGGACGACGAGGAGGAGGGGGGCGGCUCGGCCAUGACCGUCGGCAGCGCGGCCCCCGCGGGCGGAGAAGCGGCGGCGGCGGCGGCGGCGACCACCGCCGUGCCGGAGGAGGCGGCGCGGCUGCUGGCCCCGCUGCCCGGCGGCGGCCCGGAGGGGCCGAGCCUCUCGCCGGGGGCAGCGGCGGCGGCAGGCGGCGGGGGGCUGAGCGGGGGCCCGGCGGCGGCGCCGAGGAAGUGCUCGUCGCGGCGCAACGCGUGGGGCAACCUCUCCUACGCCGACCUCAUCACCCGCGCCAUCGAGAGCUCCCCGGAGAAGCGCCUCACUCUCUCCCAGAUCUACGACUGGAUGGUCCGCUGCGUGCCCUACUUCAAGGACAAGGGCGACAGCAACAGCUCGGCCGGGUGGAAGGCCCUCAAACUGACACAAGAUGUAGAGAGAGAACCCUUUGCCAAAUCUGCUGUCAGCAAGUGGACAGUGAUACUGUUUACAGCUUACGACCUUUGUGAACCCUGCAUUAUUUUCCUAAUGAAGCAGACUGUUAAUAGGCCCCUUACUGGAGUGAAGAACCUGCUUUUUUUUUUCCCCUCUAUUUUUUCUUUUUUUCUCUUUUUGUUUGGAAUUGAACUCAUUCUGAAGUAUGCAAAAUCUUCCUUUUCUGGGAUGGCCAAGCACCUGCUGUGGAGACAAUGUUCAGCACCAUCCUGUUGAGAACACACAGUGUAGCCUUUACACUAGUUACUUGUCAAUGAGUAUGUGGUGUUUCAAUAUAUUAAUGGUUUAUGGGAUGUUUUAAGUUGGCUUUUCUUUUUGGAGGUUUUUCUUAUUUGCCCACCCUCCCCGCUACAGCCUCCAGUUUGAUUUCCAUAGAUUUUUAACCAUUUUGCUUUCUCUCCCUGGGGAAUCUGAGGCACUGUGCACAUGCAUAGAAAUGACUGUAACCCAACACUGCUCAGGUGUUGGGGUUUUCUGAAGAUACAGCAUUUGUUGGUCCUAUCAAAUAGCUGGAUUCCAGAGAGGGGAUUGCCUGGCCUGUUUGUUUGUUGGGUUGGUUGGUUUGUUUCUUUCUUACUCUUUCCUUAAGUUUAAUGGUACACCCCUGUUUUCCAUAAAGAGUUGGUUGCAAAGCAAGGGAAGCUGGUGGGUUUGCCUCCUGGCUCAUGAAGACGGACUGACAGUGGGUGCCAUUGCCCUCGCAUGCACCGAGGCAGGAGCCCCUUUCCUGCCCUCUGGAGCAGGCUCCCCUCCUGCCUUAUGUUAGCAAAGCUGCUCUCGCUGCCGCAGUGAGGAGCUGUGGGCUGAGCUGCCACACAAGGUGGACGUAGUCACCUGUAGAGAUGUGUUUGAAAACACAGAAAUUAAAGGAAACCUAGCGUCUGGGCAUCAGCAGGUGACUUGCAGAGACAAUGCCGGGAGCUAAGGCACAGAUCACUGCAGGUGUGUUAUGGCAUUAGUGUUCCUGUUUAUUUUUGUUGUUGUUGUUUUGGACAUAUCCUUGAUUAUUUUUUCCUUCUCAUUCUGUAUAAUCCAUUGUGGCAGAAGAAGCAGGAGUGGGAAUGGCAAGGUGGCAGUAUCAUACAAAUGGCUUUUCAUAUGAGCAUAGAUUGUAGCAGGAUAAAUGACACUGAAAGACAAGGCAGUUUUAUAUAUUUUGCUUCUAAGAUUUUCUUUUGUAAAAUGAAUAAUAAUUAAUAAUAAUGAAUAAAAGGUAUGGUGCUGUAUAGAUCCUCUCUAUAAUCUGGAAAGUUUGAUUACUUUUUAUUAGUAUCUUGGGGGGGGGAGGGAUACAAAAAAAGAGGGGAAAACACCAGUGGUACAUAGGAACUUGGUAUGAAGAGGUUCUGAAUAGGACAGUGUAUACAUAAUUCUCCAAAGCGAUAUAUGAAGUUUUUUUUCCUUUGCAUAAAAGCAUUAUGCAUAUAAAUAUAUAAAUAUAUUUUAUUAUGUACAGAAAUGGAUCAUUAUGCAUGGAUGUUAGGAAAACAAAACUAGCAUUUUAACCCAAAGUCUCAGUGCAUGAGUUCCCACCGACCCGUGUCCCAUGCAAUGUGGAGUGACUCCCUCUUGCCACUGCCACCACACAUGCACAGUCAUGCACCAACACACACGCAUUUGUGGGCCCUUCCUCACUCCUUACUUUCCAGGUCCCUGAGUUGAUUUUGGUGAAACAACGGCUCCUAGUGUGAUGGAAGUUUUGGUUUUGUACCGUAGCCCCCAUGCUGUUCUCUCAUAAAGAUGCACCUCUUGGCUUCUCCCCCAGUCCUGACUGUGUAGGCUCCGUGCAGUUGUGGUUAGCAUAGCCCUGUAGCAUAUCAACUCUUCCAAGCAGCCAAGGGUUUGUCAUUUGCCUUUUAAAAAAACUUCUCGUUUCUUUUUACACUGAGGGGUUCUAUUUGUUAGCAUGUGGCCUAGUUUAUUGCAUUCAUUGGAGCUGGCUGGUGCACGUUGCCCAUCAGCAGCCACCUUCCCAGGGUGCUUGUGUGGCACAGCUGGGCACCCUGCUUACCCGAGUCCAGUUGCAGGCACCUUUUCCUGAAAUUAUCAAGAGUUCAUCACUGGCCUCCUCUGAGCAUGUGCCAUUAGCUCUUAGCUUCCUAAGAGUGUGAAUGUAUGCUGCAGGACUUCCCUCUGGUGUUUCUUUCACUGAGGCUUCUCUGCAGCUGCUGCCCUGUGGCUGGACUUGUGCCCCAGACACACGUUUUGGCUGCCAGCAGAGCUCACUCAGUGGCUCCUCAUGCUGAGGUGCAGCUUUUGAUCCCUACACAGAUGAGCUUCCAGUGAGACCCCUGGUGCUGCCCAAAGAUCCACCAUCACCAACAGAUCAGUAAAGCCUGACUCGAUGGUAUGGCCAAAGUGACCAAAUCCCAUAAUUUAUUUUUUUUCUUGGUACACAUUCAGUUCUUGUCAAAGGCAAGGGAAAGCUUAAAUGAAAUGGCUGCAAAUUCUGCUCUGUUGCAGAAACUUAGCUUGCUUGGGCUCAGAGGAACUGCUUUCCACUGGCAGAAAUGAGAGACAAAACUAUGGCCUGCUCUGUUCAGAAAAUGGAGAAAAACCUCUUGGUUUAGAGACAGCUCAUCAAUGGCAGAGAAGUUUUUUUAAAAGAAAUAAUAAAAGCAUUAGUAGCUGAAAGGCUUAACCUGCCUCCCAGUAAUGUCAAGGGGAGCAUUUCCAUUGGCAUGGCUGGGACAGCUCGGGCCCCUGCUUUGGAGAACAUCCCAGCACUCACUGAAGAGGGAUGGACUUGGCCAGCCUCUUUAUUUUGGUUUGGUUUCUGUUGCUCAGUUUUGGGGCCAAAAUUUUCAAGCGGAAGUGCCUGGUGUCAGGCACUAAACAUCAGCAGCUCCCGCGUGGUCGCAGAGGCGAGCUGCUCUGCCCUCAUGGCUUCUUGAAGGAAGGGGAGGUGACAGGUCCCCCCCAGGCCCAGGGUAAGGCCAUCACCCUCUACACCUGCUGAGGUGCCCAGCAAAGGCCCUUCACUCCAGAGGUGCUAAAUAAAUCUCCUGAAUUCAAAGGGCCAUUUAUUUAGGCGUCAAAAAAAAGCCUUGAAUAGCUAGUUUGGGGAACCUACUUUUUGAAAAUUUGGCCUUUGAGUUUUUGAACAUGUUUAUGCCUAGAAGUUUUCCUUGUGAAAUCAUAUAAAGCAGAUGAAGGUCAAGGUCACAAUUACAUGGUUAUCUUUUGAACACUUGAUCUAAACAAAAGAUCUAAAAAGGUGUUUAUGCAGUUUCUAGUGACAGGUUGGGGCUUGAUUAAAUGAUUUUGUGAAAAAAAUUCCCUUAAGAAUAAUUGGAUAGACAAACACUGCUUAACUGCAGAAAUUUUUGUGCCACUGCUUUAAAAAGUUACCUUUUAGGUCAUGUAUUUCUCCAAAAUUAUAUCAUUGCUUGGUAAUUGGUGUUCUGUAAAUGUUUCAAGUACACAAUAUACCUUUCAAAUUGCCAACAGAUGCGAGGGGGGACCAGAUACACUUCGUAACUAUGGGUUGGAAAAAAUGGAUUGUACAUUUGGCUUCACAUGUUUAACUUUUUUUUAAAAAGUUGCAUGAUUGGAAAAAAUAUGUAUACAGUAUCUGUAAAACUGUUUUAUCUGUUUCUGUUUCAAGCCAUGUAAAUUGGAAGAAUAUUAAAUCCACAGCCUUAUCGCGCAUGGCCGUCUUUACAUACCGAAGAGCUGAACAGUUUAUACUUUUCAUUUGGGCUAUCUUGUACUUUCAUUUGAAAGCAGACACUCUCAUGUUGCAGUCUUACUGAGGAUUUUAUAUUUAAAAAAAAAAAAAAAAAAAAAAAGAAAA
Molecule: messenger RNA, 4471 nt
Organism: Prinia subflava (tawny-flanked prinia)
Lineage: Eukaryota; Metazoa; Chordata; Aves; Passeriformes; Cisticolidae
Gene: FOXO3
Product: forkhead box O3
Exons: 2
Coding region: 1-891 (296 amino acids)
Biological process (GO): regulation of transcription by RNA polymerase II
Cellular component (GO): mitochondrial matrix; nucleus
Molecular function (GO): DNA-binding transcription factor activity, RNA polymerase II-specific; RNA polymerase II cis-regulatory region sequence-specific DNA binding
Source: RefSeq, a predicted model, not a curated record